AUGACACGACGAGCUCAAGCUGCUCAUGCUCGAUUACAACCGAAUAACUUACUUGCUAAGGCUAAUGAGCACUAUCACAUCCAUGGACCAGGAAAAGCGGUACGAGGUUCAAAAGAGAAGAUGGUUUAUCUGAGAGAACGAAAAGCACUCAAAACUAUCGGUAUUGUUGUUAUGGGUUUCAUUAUUUGCUGGAUGCCGUUCUUCGUCAUGUACCUGAUUGAAGUGUUUGCCACGUCUGUCAGCUCUUCCAGUGCCUUCAAGCUAAUCAGCGAAUUCUUCCUUUGGCUUGGCUAUUCGAAUUCUGUGUUGAAUCCGAUUAUCUAUACAAUGUAUAAUGGCGAUUUUCGACGUUGCUUCCGCGAUUUACUAUCAUUCGGUUGUGUACAGCAUCAUCGACGAACGAUGAGCGUCAAAAAACUUCAUCAACAAAAUACCGAUUCUAUCAAAGUCAUUUGGCUCCACAUGAUCUCCUGCCUUUCUGUUUGA
Cooperia oncophora is the source of this 486-nucleotide messenger RNA. The record is from the annotation of a GenBank genome assembly. Lineage: Eukaryota; Metazoa; Nematoda; Chromadorea; Rhabditida; Trichostrongylidae.